AUCCAAGCCGGCUCUGGCGUCGCCGCCAUCUUUGUUGAUGUGUCAGCUCCGCGGGGAUCUGGGGGGGAAGAAACCGCGGCGGAGAGAGGAGAGAGCGCGGCGUCGGCCCCGACUUGCACCGCCGCCCCCUCGCACCGAUCUCCUCGUCUGCCGCCGCCCGCCGCCAUGGAGGAGUGGGGCCCGAGGCCGGAGCUGCCGCGGCCUCGCUAGGGGUGCAGACGGAGGCUCGGAGAAGUGGGAUGUAAAACGAAGAUCAGGAACAGAUUUGAAGAAAUGCAGAGCGAGUUGGUGCCAGUCAGCAUGUCAGAGACAGAGCACACCGCCUCCAUUUCCUCUGGUGAAAAUGUUGGGAAAACACCUGAACUAAAGGAAGACUCCAGCAACUCGUUUUCUGGCGAUGAAAGCAGCAGCAUAGAAAAUGAAUCCCAACUAUUGUCAUUAAACUUUGGUAAAACUUCGUGUCAGCCUGAUGAAAACAGUAAUCAGAUUGAAGCACAGGAGAACUAUAUGCCAGAUCAUGGUGGAAGUGAAGAUUCUAAAACAGACCUAUGCCCAGAAAAUUCUGAGCAAAUAGCUAAUUUUCCUGGUGGAGAUUUUACAAAGCAAGUUUCGAAAACAAAUGGAACUGAACAGACAGUAAGUCAAAUAUUGGCAGAAUUAAGGUCCUCCACAUUUACAGAAGCAGCCAGUCAAAAGACUUACUCAGGAAAUCCCUAUGAUACAGACUGCACCAAGAAACUUAUUUCAAAAAUAAAGAAUGUUUCAACACCAGAGGAUUUGUUAGAAGAAAUAGAAUCUGAGCUCUUAUCUACGGAUUUUUCAGAACACCGAGUACCAAAUGGAAUGAAUAAGGGAGAACAUGCAUUAAUUAUGUCUGAAAAAUGUGUGCAAGAUAAGUAUUUGCAGCAGGAGCACACCAUAAAGAAGUUAAUUAAAGAAAAUAAGAAGCAUCAGGAACUCAUUUUAGAUAUAUGUUCAGAAAAAGACAAUUUAAGAGAUGAACUAAAAAAAAGAACAGAAACAGAGAAGCAGCAUAUGAAUAUAAUUAAACAGUUAGAAUCAAAAAUAGAGGAACUUAAUAAAGAAGUGAAAGCUUCCAAAGAUAAACUAAUAGCUCAAGAUAAUGCAACUAAAAAUGCAGUUCAGCAGUUACACAAAGAGAUGGCCCAUCGGAUGGAACAGGCCAAUAAGAAAUGUGAAGAGGCUCGCCAGGAAAAAGAAGCAAUGAUAAUGAAGUAUGUAAGAGGUGAGAAAGAAUCUUUAGACCUCCGAAAGGAAAAAGAGGUACUUGAGAGAAAACUUAGAGAUGCAAAUAAAGAAACUGAGAAAAACACUAACAAAAUUAAGCUGCUUUCUCAAGAGAAAGGACGUUUGCAACAGCUGUAUGAGACAAAGGAAGGUGAAGCUACUAGACUCAUCAGAGAAAUAGAAAAACUAAAGGAAGAUAUCAACUCUCACAUCAUUAAAGUAAAAUGGGCACAAAACAAAUUAAAAGUGGAAAUGGAUUCGCACAAGGAAACCAAAGAUAAACUCAAAGAGACAACAACAAAGUUAACCCAAGCAAAGGAAGAAGCAGAUCAGAUACGAAAAAAUUGUCAGGAUAUGAUAAAAACAUACCAGGAAUCAGAAGAAAUUAAAUCCAAUGAGCUUGAUGCCAAGCUCAGAGUCACAAAAGGAGAGCUUGAAAAACAAAUGCAGGAAAAAUCUGACCAGCUAGAGAUGCAUCACGCCAAGAUCAAGGAGCUGGAGGACCUGAAGAGGACGUUUAAGGAGGGCAUGGAUGAGCUACGGACCCUGAGGACAAAGGUGAAAUGUCUAGAAGAUGAACGAUUAAGAACAGAAGAUGAAUUAUCGAAAUAUAAGGAAAUUAUUAAUCGCCAAAAAGCUGAAAUUCAGAACUUCUUGGACAAAAUGAAAAUUGCAGAUCAGAUACAGGAGCAACAUCAAAGAGGUAAACAAGAAAUUGAGAAUUUGAAGGAAGAAGUGGAAAGUCUUAAUUCUUUGAUUAAUGAUCUACAAAAAGACAUCGAAGGCAGUAGGAAAAGAGAAUCUGAGCUACUGCUGUUUACAGAAAAACUUACUAGUAAGAACGCACAACUUCAGUCUGAAUGCAAUUCCUUACAGUCCCAGUGUGACAAGCUUUCCUGUAGUGAAAGUCAGUUACAAAGCCAGUGUGAGCAAAUGAAACAGGCAAACACCAGCUUGGAAAGUAGAUUGUUGAAAGAGGAAGAAUUGCGAAAAGAGGAAGUCCAGACCCUGCAAGCUGAACUCACUUGUAAACAAACAGAAGUUAAAGCAUUGAGUACCCAAGUUGAAGAAUUAAAAGAUGAUUUAGUAACUCAAAGACGUAAGCAUGCCUCUAGUGUCAAGGAUCUUACCAAACAACUUCAGCAAGCUCGAAGAAAGUUGGAUCAGGUGGAGAACGGAGGCUACGACAAAGAAGUCAGCAGCAUGGGAAGUCGUUCUAGUUCAUCAGGGUCCAUUAAUGCUCGAAGCAGCGCAGAAGAUCGAUCUCCGGAAAAUACCGGGUCGUCGAUAGCUGUGGAUAACUUCCCAGAAGUAGACAAGGCCAUGCUGAUUGAGAGGAUAGUAAGGCUGCAGAAAGCACAUGCCCGGAAGCAUGAAAAGAUAGAAUUUAUGGAGGAUCACAUCAAGCAAUUGGUGGAAGAAAUUAGGAAAAAAACAAAAAUCAUUCAGAGUUACAUUUUACGGGAAGAGGCAGGCACCCUUUCUUCAGAGGCAUCUGAUUUUAACAAAGUCCACCUAAGUAGACGGGGAGGCAUCAUGGCGUCUCUGUACACAUCCCAUCCUGCUGAUAGUGGACUGACGUUGGAACUCUCUCUGGAGAUCAACCGGAAAUUGCAGGCUGUUUUGGAAGAUACGUUACUAAAAAAUAUUACUUUGAAGGAAAACCUACAAACACUUGGGACAGAAAUAGAACGUCUUAUUAAACACCAGCAUGAACUAGAACAGAGGACGAAGAAAACCUAACCCGAAGCUGCUGCUCAGUGAAGAACCACCACCACACGAGGAGCAGGUCACUGCCCGUCGUCGGAACCAUCCUCUGCUGUGUCAGCCAGUAAAGAAUGAUUGUUUCACCUGAUAGACAGUAUCCUUUCCCUUAGGAGUGCACUGCGGUGUGGCCUGUAAGAGUGUAGACUUGAUGGAAUUUGUUUUCAUGUGGUGACAGCCCGCCAUAGAACCAAAACAGCCUAGUUUCAUUUGCUAAGAAUCAUUGAAAUGAUCAGCAUUACAAGGGCUUUUGAAAACCCCUUCUCCAUUUUUCCCCUUUAAAACACAUAAUGUCAAAAACGAUCCAGCUUUUUAAAAGUACGCAUGAAAGUACCAGUAAUAUGCUAUUUUCCUAACUUAAAGAAAAAUAAAAAAUAAAAAAUUUUGCCUUGACAUUCCAA
Molecule: messenger RNA, 3413 nt
Organism: Pipistrellus kuhlii (Kuhl's pipistrelle)
Lineage: Eukaryota; Metazoa; Chordata; Mammalia; Chiroptera; Vespertilionidae
Gene: CCDC186
Product: coiled-coil domain containing 186
Exons: 16
Coding region: 274-2991 (905 amino acids)
Biological process (GO): vesicle cytoskeletal trafficking
Cellular component (GO): trans-Golgi network
Molecular function (GO): small GTPase binding
Source: RefSeq, a predicted model, not a curated record